CCAAUUACCGAAGUGUACAUCGAUGUUGGUCUCCAAGUCCAUUGCCAGCCGCGCCGGCUUGGCUUCUGCUGUUGCUUCUCGCAGCUGCCGACCAAGCUUCACCGCGAUGCCGCUCAGAGCCAAAGUCCUGGGCCAGCAGGCCCCAAUCUCGACCCAAGCCGCCGCCGAGUUGUUCAAGCCCGUCGAGGGUGACGAGCCCGAGGAUGUCCUCUUCAACAGUCUAUACAAUCUCCGCUCCGUCGAGCUCAACCGCCCAGCCAAGUACAACGCCCUCAAUGGCUCCAUGAUCCGCAAGAUCGCGCCCCGUCUCCUCGAAUGGGAACGCUCCGACAUGGCCAACGUCAUCGUUAUCAAGGGCUCCGGAGAGAAGGCCUUCUGCGCCGGUGGUGAUGUUGCCGCGCUGGCCAAGCAGAACGCCGAGGGCCCCGAGGGCAUCAAGAAAUCCGUCGACUAUUUCGGCCUCGAAUACAAGCUCAACCACCUGAUUUCCACCUACACCAGGCCUUACGUGGCUUUCCUCGACGGCAUUACCAUGGGAGGUGGUGUUGGUCUCAGCAUCCACGCCCCCUUCAGAAUUGCGACCGAGCGCACUGUCUUCGCCAUGCCCGAGACCAAGAUUGGCUUCUUCCCCGACGUCGGCGCCUCUUUCUUCCUCCCCAGGAUGCCUGGCCAGGUCGGCCCCUACCUCGGUCUCACCAGCGCCCUGCUGAAGGGUGUCCAGGUCUACUACGCCGGCAUUGCCACUCACUAUCUUCACUCGAGCAGUCUGCCCGCCCUGGAAUCCCGUCUUGCCGAGCUUACCCCCCGGGACUACUGGACCAUAGAACAGCGCCUUAGCGUCAUCAACGACACCAUCGAAGAGUUCUCCACCGGUGUCCCCUACGACGAGAAUAUCGAAAUUGGCGGUAAGAUUCGCCUUGCUAUCGACCGUUGCUUCAAGUACGACAAGAUCGACGAGAUCAUUGCCGCCCUUAAGGAGGAAGCCGCUGAAGGCGCCAAGGGAGGCGUUCAGAGCUGGGCCAAGAACACCCUGGAGGAGCUCACCCAGCGCUCCCCUACUUCUCUCCAUGUUACGUUGCGUCAGAUGCGCCUCGGCAAGUCUUGGGGCAUUGCUCACACGUUCAAACGCGAACACCAGAUGGCCGCCAAGUUCAUGAAGUCUCACGACUUCAAUGAGGGCGUCACCGCAUUGCUCAUUGACAAGGGGGCGAACGGACCUGCCAAGUGGAAGCCGGCUUCGCUAGACGAGAUCCCGCCUGGAGCCAACAUCUCUGAGGACUACUUUAGGAACGACCCAGAGGUCCCUGUGUUGGAGCUGCUCAACGACAGAUCCUACAUGCAGUAUCCCUACAACAAGUUUGGCCUGCCCAACGAUUACGACGUCAAGGAGGCGAUAGAGAAGGGCAACUUCACCCGGGAAAAGCUCAUCGACCACUUCGUCGAGACCAGGCGUGGCAAGCAAGGUGUUCGGGAAGCCGUUUCUGACGUCCUCGAUCGUAUGGCCGUGCGGAGCAAGGGUACUGAGCAUGUCCAAUGGAAGAAAGAGUAGAAUGGACAAAGAUGCUAAGGAGUGGUCGGAGAAAUGCUCGUUGUACGAUAACCCACCGUGUUGAUAAUGAUGAUGAUUGCCCCAUCCGGCCAGGCU
Molecule: messenger RNA, 1645 nt
Organism: Neurospora tetrasperma FGSC 2508
Lineage: Eukaryota; Fungi; Ascomycota; Sordariomycetes; Sordariales; Sordariaceae
Exons: 2
Coding region: 23-1549 (508 amino acids)
Biological process (GO): L-valine catabolic process
Cellular component (GO): mitochondrion
Molecular function (GO): 3-hydroxyisobutyryl-CoA hydrolase activity
Source: RefSeq, a predicted model, not a curated record